Molecule: messenger RNA, 942 nt
Organism: Australozyma saopauloensis
Lineage: Eukaryota; Fungi; Ascomycota; Pichiomycetes; Serinales; Metschnikowiaceae
Exons: 1
Coding region: 1-942 (313 amino acids)
Molecular function (GO): FMN binding
Source: RefSeq, a predicted model, not a curated record
AUGAUUCAACUCCAAUACAUGGCACCAUGGGUGCCCACCUUCUCUACAGCACUCGAGUCCGAGCUAGCCGCGAAAGAAUACUCGCCGCCGUUCACAACGUUCUCGUUCGCGACCGUGGACAAGGACGGGUUUCCUCAUAACAGAACGUUGGUGUACCGAGGCUACCUCUUCGACAACAAAACCAACAACGUUUUGACCUUUUCGUCAGACAAACGUACCGGCAAAUAUCAAGAGUUGAAGGAGAACGACAAGUUCGAGGCUGUUUUCUACUUCGAGAACGCUAGAAAGCAGUUCCGUUUCCGUGGAAAGGCCCGUAUCAUCGACAACGAACACAUGCCUUCGUUCGAUUUGACCACCAUACAGCCCCACCAUGUCAUGCAAGACAAUCUCCACUCUCAGUCCAACUCCAGCAGUGACGAACUGAGUGACGACGAGGACAGUUUGGAGAUUUCGGUGGGUUCGAAGACUUCUACGGAUGCUAUGGAUGCAGCUCAGAAGUCGCAUCACACGUCUCCUCAAGAUGUUCCUUUGAACUAUCCCAUCAUAUCUCCAACUCUCUUGGAGCAGAUCCAAAAGGAGAGCAGCUCGCUCUCAAUCUCUUUCACAAAUCUUCAUGAGCUCACUGUAAAUGAGUUUUGCCCGCCUACUCGCCAAGAAUGGGACGCAGAAAUGGCUAGAAGCUGGGGUUCUCUCUCGAAGCAAUUGAAGCUGUCGUUCCGUGGGCCAUACCCUAAGCUGUUGAUGGAUGAUCAAAACCACAACCUCAUCGACAAGAUAUCUCGUGGUGUCGAUGGCAAAAAGGAGGAUUCUGGCUUAAAAAACUUCGUGUUGAUAGCAUUGUUCAUGGAAUAUGUAGACUACUACGAUAUGGAGAAGAGCAGAAGAUAUAUCUACGAGAAAGACGAGAACCAUCUUUGGAGUGAGCACGAGGUCUGCCCAUAG